AUUGCUCCAAGAUGGCGGCGGCGGCGGCGGCGGCAGUGCAGCUGAGCUGGAUUGAAACUGCCCCCUGGUGCUCCCCCAGCCUGCAACGUAGGAGGGUGUCCGGAGGCCCAGUUAGGGCCUGACUUCGGCCCCAUGCGGCUCACCCGCUGCCAGGCGGCCCUGGCAGCCGCCAUUACCGUCAACCUCCUGGUCCUCUUCUACGUCUCGUGGCUACAGCAACAGCCCAGGAACGCCCGGGCCCGGGGCCCCCGCCGCGGAUCUGCCGCCGGCCCUCAUGUCACCGUCCUGGUGCGGGAGUUCGAGGCCUUUGACAAUGCGGUGCCCGAGCUGGUGGACUCUUUCUUGCAGCAGGACCCAGCCCAGCCGGUGGUGGUGGCAGCCGACGUACUCCCCUACCCGCCCCUGGCCCUGCCCCGCGUCCCCAAUGUUCGCCUGGCACUGCUCCAGCCCGCCCUGGACCAGCCCGCUGCGGCCUCGCGCCCCGAGACCUAUGUAGCCACUGAGUACGUGGCCCUGGUGCCGGACGGGGCGCGGGCUGAGGCACCAGGCCAGCUGGAGCGCAUGGUAGAAGUGCUCCGGGCGGGAGGCGCACGCCUGGUGGCCGCCCCCGUUGCCUCAGCCAACCCUGCCCGGUGCCUGGCCCUGAAUGUCAGCCUGCGGGAGUGGACAGCGCGGUACGGCCCGGCCCUCUCCCCACAGCGCUGCGACGCCUUGGAAGGGGACGCUGUGGUGCUCCUGCGCGCGAGAGACCUCUUCAACCUCUCGGCGCCCCUGGCCCGGCCGGUAGGCACCAGCCUCUUCCUGCAGACGGCCCUGCGUGGCUGGGCAGUGCAACUGUUGGACUUCACCUUCCCUGUGGCGCACCAGCCCCCACUGACCACCGCCCAUGCGCGCUGGAAGGCGGAGCGCGAAGGACGCACACGGCAGGCUGCGCUGCUGCGGGCGCUGGGCAUCCGCCUAGUGAGUAGGGAGGGCGGGCGCCUGGAGUGGUUUGGUUGCAGCAAAGAGACCCCUCGCUGCUUCGGGACCGUGGUGGGCGACACACCUGCCUAUCUAUAUGAGGGGCGCUGGACACCCCCAUGCUGCCUGCGCGCGCUGCGCGAGACAGCCCGCUACGUGGUGGGCGUCCUGGAGGCAGCCGGAGUGCGCUACUGGCUGGAGGGCGGCUCCCUGCUCGGGGCUGCCCGCCACGGGGAUAUCAUCCCGUGGGACUACGACGUGGACCUGGGCAUCUACUUGGAGGACGUGGCCAAUUGCGAGCAGCUACGGGGGGCCGAUGCUGGCUCAGUGGUGGAUGAGCGCGGCUUUGUGUGGGAGAAGGCCAUAGAGGGCGAUUUCUUCCGCGUGCAGUACAGUGAGAGCAACCACUUGCACGUGGACCUGUGGCCCUUCUACCCCCGUAAUGGGGUCAUGACCAAGGACACGUGGCUGGAUCACCGGCAGGAUGUUGAGUUCCCCGAACAUUUCCUUCAGCCCCUCGUGCCCCUGCCCUUCGCCGGCUUCAUGGCACUGGCGCCUAACAACUACCGCCGCUUUCUGGAGCUCAAGUUUGGCCCCGGGGUCAUCGAGAACCCUGAGUACCCCAACCCGGCCCUCCUGAGUUUCACAGGAAGUGGCUGAAGCCCUGACUCCCGCGCCUGGGGUCAGAGGAACUGUCCUUUGUUUUGGUGUCACUGGCAUUUGGUAAGGGGCCAGGAACGCCAAGCUGCCCUGCAGGGCCCAGUGCAGACCGGGACAGCCAAGUCGUGCCCUGCCCAAGAUUUCCAGGAACCUUGGGCUGGGACAGAGUUUUGGAAAGAGGAGGAGAAAGAGUGUAGGCUCUGAGGCCAAACUGUCGCGUUUCAAGCCCGGGCUCCACCAUUUAACUAGUUACAGGGCCCUGAGCGAGCUUCCCGGUUUGUUUUCUCCAUUCCUCGGUUCCCACCGGGAUCCAGUGAGUGCCCUCGGUAUCCCGCACAGAAGGAGCCCCUGCGACCCUUGGCUGCGGGGGUUGCUUCUACCACUAGAGGGCGCCUUCACCCUACAAUGGGGCCAAGGGGACAGGAAGCCCAGGACUUCUGUUCCAUAACUUUUUUUUGUCUCUUGAGCCUUUGGUCUUCUCUCUAAGCCCCUGUGCCUGGCGGGACAGGAUAACUAUCUCUCCCUCUUCCAGAAUGCGACCUCCUUCCCUCCUGGGAGAGCCCUGUGUGGUGCAUGCUGCCGUUAGCCCCAUGUUGCGGAGGAGGAAACAGACUCAGAGCUCUGAGGUGCAGCUGUAGUUGAGAGCAGGGUUCGGGAUCCAGGCCCCCUCCCUUUUAACUGUUACCUCAUUAUUUUAGCUCUCCGCACCGGUUUCCCUGCUUGCACAGUGGGGUCAACAGUAAUUGCUGCUGACAAGUACUGAGCACUUACCGUGUCCCAGGCAUUGUCCCCAGUGUUUCACGCAGAUUUGCUGAUCUGUCCUUCUCCUCCACCUCCCAUAUGAGAGCUGCUAUUAUUUCUAUUUACAGGUGAGGAGAAUGAGGCCAGAAUGGUAAAGUCACUUGCCCAAGGCCAGACAGCUUAGGAAGUGGCCGAGGGGGAAACUGAACCCAGGCUGUCCGUCGGGAGCCCACACUGACGAGGCCCCGGGUGCCCCCUCCAGCUCUGGUGCCCCAGAGGGUCUCUUGUCACUGAGCACAGAAGGCAAUGGCUGCCUUUGUGUGUGUGUGUGUGUGUGUGUGUGAUCAUGCACCUAAGAAUAAAUCCUGUUUGGGCAUUACCCCAAUAUGUGUAUUUAUCAAUUAUAUACAGGUACUACUGUCAUUCUGUAUGAGUAAUAAGGCUUAAAUUAUUUCACUUUUAAGUUAAAAAUCAAUACAGAAGUUUUGUGUACUUGCCUCAUGCCAACAGCUUGUCACACACACCCUCCGGGUGUGUGCACCUGGUUUUUGAAACCACAGGCUCUGAAGUGGGAGACCUGGGUUCACACCCCAGUGCUGCCGCUUUCUGCCCCCAUGAGCCAGGCCCUGGCGCCUCUGCCUCUCUGUACUUGUGCUUCGCACCUGGGAAACGGGGGCACUGGGCGCGCCCGCCCCACAGGGGUGCUCUGAGGGACUGUGGUGGUGAACGGGCUGCGCUGGAUUCUGGCUUGGCCACCUAGUUUCUUUGGAACCUUAGGCAAGUCACUGUCCCUCUGAGCCUAUAGAUUAGGUGGGGGGGGAUUGACGUGUGAAGCCCUUAUAGAAGGACCAGCAAGAAAAGGCAAGUACAAAUUUGACCCAAUCUCCUGAGGCUUAGAUGUCCAAAGCCUGACUUAUAAUGCAGCCUCUGUUCUUAAAGCACAACUAGAUUGCAGAGAGGUUGUUGGGUUCCCAUCUGUCUAGCCUUCUGGAAGCAUGGUGAUGAUUUGGGCCAUCGCUUGUGGUUAGGAGGUGCUCUUGGUUCUUGGAAGGCAUGGCCCAUGGAUGGAGGAUGUCUUACUUACAUGGGCAUUUCACACAGUAGUGUCCCUUGUCACAUACCAUCCUCAGAUGUCCCCCUGGACAUUCGUGAAGUGCAGAUGAUGUUCAAAAUAUUUUGCAAUUGGUGUGGCAAUACAAAGUAAUAUAUAAAUCAAUAUGUGCAUCUGAAAUUUUUAAUGUUUCUUUUUAAUUCUCAGCAUAAUGAAAAUGAUCUAUCUAUAGAUUGAUAAUUCUUUAAGUUAUUUGCCAAGAACAUAAGUUAAACCUCAACUCAUUCUUAAAUUAUUUAAUGAUUUAAUUUCAUUUAGAAAUUGGUGUGAUUUCUCAAUU
This is a messenger RNA of Pteronotus mesoamericanus, 3752 nucleotides long. It is a transcript of the gene FKRP, whose product is annotated as fukutin related protein. The transcript has 3 exons. Gene Ontology annotation, biological process: protein O-linked glycosylation via mannose. The coding region runs from base 133 to 1620 and encodes 495 amino acids. The record is from RefSeq and is a predicted model, not a curated record. NCBI's taxonomy places the organism in Eukaryota, Metazoa, Chordata, Mammalia, Chiroptera, Mormoopidae. Gene Ontology annotation, cellular component: Golgi apparatus.